Messenger RNA from Mytilinidion resinicola, 810 nucleotides. RefSeq lists its product as uncharacterized. Bases 85 to 333 code for a protein of 82 amino acids. The record is from RefSeq and is a predicted model, not a curated record. The transcript has a single exon. NCBI's taxonomy places the organism in Eukaryota, Fungi, Ascomycota, Dothideomycetes, Mytilinidiales, Mytilinidiaceae.
ACUCGUAAGACUACCCCUCCUUUACCACCUGCAUAGUGUCUCACAUUCGCAGCACCGCAUCAAACACGCUACCACUUCUUCGACAUGAAGCUUCGUGCCUCCAUCCUCGCCCUCCUCACCACCUUCACCAUCCCCAUCGCCGCCGGCCCGAUCGGGUACGGCGUCUGCCAGGCCGGCUGCGCGGGACUCGUUAUGGCUUGCUACAGCGCCGCGGGGUUCACCUGGGGUGCUACUUUGGGCGCGACGGCUCCGGCGACCAUCGUCGCUUGCAACACGGCUUUUGGCUCCUGCCAGGCAGCUUGCGCGGCUGUCUUGUUGACUCCGACGCCUUAAGGAGGCCGAUAUGAGCGAAAUUUCAUGAAGUUCGAUCGAUGCUCGGCGUGCUUCGACGACGAAUUGGGGACGCUUUUCGGGCGAUAGGGCAGCUAGGCGCUGCUGGGAUGUGGCACGGCGAUUGGGGUGAAGGCUGGAUGUCGAUAUGAGAUUGCCUAACACACGCUCUUGACUUGUUGUGGUGAUGCUUGAUGAAGCUACUGGAAGACGGGUGAUACUGCUACGUGUGCUCUAGCAUGAUGUCUUGAACGUAACCUGUAUGUCAUGGACGAUGCCCUUGGAAGUAGGGCGUAGACAUCCGCGUAGUCAGGGACGAUGUACCCGUGGCUUUCGCGUAGUGCAAGUUUCUCGUUCCUCGAAAUUUGCCCCACUUCCACCUAACUAGUUAGGUGGCCGCCAUCUCAGUGCACCGGCCACCUCAACGCGUCAGUUGUACAUAGAUUAUUUGACACCGUGAUUGCUCCAUCAACAUCAUGG